Messenger RNA from Laetiporus sulphureus 93-53, 1709 nucleotides. RefSeq names its product xylose isomerase-like protein. The record is from RefSeq and is a predicted model, not a curated record. NCBI's taxonomy places the organism in Eukaryota, Fungi, Basidiomycota, Agaricomycetes, Polyporales, Laetiporaceae. Bases 356 to 1516 code for a protein of 386 amino acids. The transcript is spliced from 9 exons.
CAAGCUUCCUAUAACAUGCGCAUACACGUUGAACAUUGACGCAUGAUGUGCGGCGACAUCCUUCGUGCACUAUGUAUUUGCCUUCUGCGCAUGCAGGUAUCAUUACGGACUGGCAGCUGAUGCGAUCCUACUAGCGGAAAGUGCCACCCUUGCUGUCGCAGAUCAGGGCGAGACGAUGCUCACAAAACGACUCCUCUCCUAGCUGGCGGUGACAGCGUGAACCGCGCUAAUAUGCCCCGCUUGACGUCAUGUUCUCCGAACGCUCUCUCCGUACAACACAUCGGCAUUCUGUGUACAAAAUCUAAACUAUUUUGAAUCUCGAGCUUGCUGCCUCCAGACACUCGCUUGAAUCAUCAUGUUAUCGACAAGUCCCCUCGCACAGAUCCUCUCACAGACACUCGCCUACUCUACUGACUCGGCAGGCAUGCACCCAUCACAUAUCCUCCCGGACAAACUGCGCGCUAUUGCUGCUGCAGGCUUUCUUUUCGCCGAAGUGGCAUUCCCGGAUCUCGAGAUGUACGCGUCGCAGCUCCAUCCAGACUACAAAAAGCUCGACGAUGGAGGGCAGAGAGACCUCGACAAGUUGAUUGGUGCUGCAAACGAGAUCUCGAAGCUCUGCAAUUCGUUAGGAGUGAAGCUAUUGGCAGUGCAUCCCUUCUCCGAGCUCGAAGGAUACGCAGACGAAGCGAAGCGGGCUCAUGGAAUGGAACGUGCGCAUGCAUGGUUCAAGGUGCUAAAGGCACUGAACUGUGAAAUACUCCAAGUCAGCUCUUCAGACGACCCGUCCAGUAGCAAAGACCGCAACCUGAUCGCGCGCGAUUUGCGUGACUUGGCAGAUGCUGCAGCAAAGGAACAGCCUCCCAUUAAGAUUGCAUACGAGAUGUGGGCAUGGGGUUGUCACAUUAACACUUGGGAGGAUACCUGGGACAUCUGCAAGCGAGUUGACCGCCCAAACUUCGGGCUCUGUCUUGAUACCUUCCAGAUUUGUGCCCGUGCUUUCGCCUCUCCCACUUCACCCACUGGCCUCCUUCAGCCGCUUUUCUCUGCAUCCAACCCCUCCGCGAACCCGUUCAGUACCGAGUACGCCUCGCAGUUACUGCGCAACUCGCUCUCCAGGCUCGCCGACACUCUCCCGCCCGAGAAGAUCUUUUACUUCCAGAUCUCUGACGGCGCCCAUCCGGGCGGGGCGAAUGGCGGGAAGAGGGGUAUCGAGGAGCUGAAGCAGAGCGCGCGCAAGAAGGGCAUCGACCCAUUGUACGCGUGGUCGAACGCGUGGCGGCCGCUGCCGUAUAUGGACGAGCUCGUGGGGAGGAAGUAUGGCGGGUAUUUGCCGGUCGUGGACGUUUGUGAGGCGGUGUUGAAGACGGGGUGGAGAGGCCCUUUCUCAUUUGAGGUGUUUUACGAGCGCGACAUGUCGAUUGAAGACCCGACAGUGCCGGAGCGUUGGACGCGUGCGGCACAAGGAAGCUUUGAGCGAAUCAUGCAGGAGUUGAAGGCGAGAGGCAUCGAAGUCUGAUAUGCAGAAGCCUACAUUGGAGGCUAGUGAGAAUUAAAUGGCCAGCAUGAAGUUGCACCGUGUCAGACAGGCGAGGUGUUUCAACGAUAAAUAUAGGUCGAGCAAACGUCGAGGACAGGAUUAUUUGUGAACUGCGCCCAAUCUGGAACUGAGACGGAACCCGCGCUUGCUAUGCCCCGUCCAUGAUCCUUGC